Molecule: messenger RNA, 1315 nt
Organism: Onychostoma macrolepis
Lineage: Eukaryota; Metazoa; Chordata; Actinopteri; Cypriniformes; Cyprinidae
Product: gastrula zinc finger protein XlCGF49.1-like
Exons: 3
Coding region: 181-909 (242 amino acids)
Biological process (GO): regulation of transcription by RNA polymerase II
Molecular function (GO): RNA polymerase II cis-regulatory region sequence-specific DNA binding; DNA-binding transcription factor activity, RNA polymerase II-specific
Source: RefSeq, a predicted model, not a curated record
UAUUGCAAAGGGCGAGUCAGAAUCAAUUAAACAUUGACAAAGACUGCAGCCAGGACUCGUUGUCUCACACCAUCUCUUCUUAUUAUUCUACAGUGCUGGCAAGUGUUGUACAUACAACUUACCCACUCAGGUUUCCCAGACUCGAGGCGGAGACAGAGUUUAUUGAAGGACAGAGAGAACAUGAGAGAUCCAGAACCCUGCAGAAUGAAACACACUGAAGAACAAACAGACCUAAUGGAGGAGAAACAACAUCAUGUCAAAACUGGAGAAAAAACUCACUCACAGACUAAAAGUAUUUCUUCACUGAAAAGAAAAGACAAAAGUUUCAUCUGCACUCAGUGUGGAAAGAGUUUCACAUACAAACAGAGUCUCAAUAGACACAUGAUCAUCCACACUGAAGAGAAACCAUUCACAUGUGAUCAGUGCGGGAAGAGUUUCACACAAAAAGGAAACCUUAAGGACCACAUAAAGAUCCACACUGGAGAGAAGCUGCAUGAAUGUGAUCAAUGUGGAAAAACAUUUUUGUGGUCUUCAAGCCUGAAGACUCACCUGAAAGUUCAUUCAGAGGAGAAACCACAUUCAUGUUCUUUAUGUGGAAAGAGUUUUUCACAACUGCAGGGUUUAAAAGUUCAUCAGAAGACACACACUGGUGUGAAAGAUUAUAUGUGCUUUGAGUGUGAGAAGACUUUUAUUACAGCUAAAGAUUUGAAACGGCACCAGAGGAUCCACACUGGAGAGAAACCUUACAAGUGUUCACACUGCGACAAGAGAUUCAGUCGGUCAGAACAUCUGAAAUCACAUGAGAGGAUCCACACUGGAGAGAAACCAUAUCAUUGCACUGCAUGCGGGAAGAGUUUCGCUCAGUCACCUUCUCUACGGAGACAUAAAAUAAAUGAUCACAUUAAGUAGUUCAGCUUCAGGUCCAAUGCUUUCAAGUGCUACACCGCAUCUCUUCCAUAUUAAUCUGUCAUAAGAAACAUCGGUAACACUUUCUAUGAAGCCCGUAUUUGUAAUACAUUAUAAGGGUAUUCUUACGGUAUUAUAAUGAAUGCAUAAUGUAUUAUAAAUACGGGCUUCAUAGAAAGUGUUAUCGAAACAUCUAAAUUAGUCACAAUGAAUAAAGUUUAUCUUCAAGACCAGCAGAUAUCUGUGAGAUUCAGAUCAACUCAAAGUUGGUGUUCCUCCCCUAAGAACAAUAUCUGGUUUUAUUCUUGUAUACAACUUUGCUUUAUGAUAUAAAUUAUAUUAGUAUGCUUUAUUACGAGUUUCAUUUUAUGUUCAAAAUUUUCUUCUAAUAAAACUAAAUUUCACCUCA